UGGACAUUGACGGUCACCCGGUCAUCACAAGAAGUGUACACGUUACAUGGACAUUGACGGUCACCCGGUCAUCACAAGAAGUGUACACGUUACAUGGACAUUGACGUUCAAGCUGAUAUUAGGCAACUGACAUGAGAACAAAUCAUUGUACAAAGCAUUUCAAAUUAUUAAGGAAAACCUGCUUUAGAAAGGCCCCAUGACCUAUAAGCCGUACAAGCCAUACUGGUGUUGAGUAAGUGAUUUAGCACAAAAUUCCCAUCCACCAGUGUUACAAUAUAUAUGAUGUCAUAUUAAACAUGAGUUUCAUAGGACUUUGCAUGAGUUCUUUUCUGUAUCUAAAAUGUCUUAUGGAUUUAUAAGGUAUCCUUAUAAUGUAAUAUCCAAAUAAGUUAAACUAUAAAAGUGUGCAAUUAUAUUGAAGAGUGAAGCCAUAUUCAUGUUCAACUUCUAAAUUACUUCAAACAAAUAGAACAUCAAGCAAGAACUAUGCAAAGUCAGUCAGGAGAGAAACCACACAAAUGUUCAGAGUGCCCAAAAGAUUUUGGCAAAAAAUCAAGUCUAGCAAUACAUAUGAGAGUUCAUACGGGGGAGAAACCAUAUCAGUGCUCCAAGUGUCCGAAAGCCUUUUCACAAAUAUCCCAUCUAACAAAGCAUUUGACAAUUCAUACAGAAGUAAGGCCGUAUAACUGUUCACAGUGUCUAAAGGACUUUAAACAAAAAUCCGCCCUAGAUACACACAUGAAAGUUCAUUCCGAAGAGAAACCAUUUUGGUGUUCAGUAUGUUUGAAGGGCUUUAAACACAAAUUAAAUCUAAUGACGCAUAAGAGAGUUCAUACAGGAGAGAAACCAUACCAGUGCUCAGAGUGUCUAAAGGAAUUUUCACAAAAAUCACACUUAGAAGCACAUGCAAGAGGUCAUAGAGGAGAAAAACCAUAUCAGUGUUCAGAGUGUAAAAAUGUGUUUACACAAAAAUCACAUCUAGAAAUACAUAUGAGAGUUCACACAGGAGUGAGACCAUAUCAGUGUUCUGUGUGUUUAAAAGAUUUUUCACAAAAAUCAAGUCUAACAGCACAUAUGAGAAUUCAUACAGGAAAGAAACCAUAUCAGUGCUUGGAGUGUCUAAAAGGCUUUUCUCAAAAAUCACAUUUAGUAAAACAUAUGAAAGUUCAUACAGGUGAGAAACCCUAUCAGUGCUCAGAGUGUUUAAAAACAUUUUCACAAAAAUCAUAUUUAUCAACACACAUGACAAUUCAUACAGGAGAUAAACCACAUCAGUGCUCAGUGUGUUUAAAGGCCUUUUCACAAAAAUCACGUCUAAUAACCCACAUGAAAGUUCACACGCGUCCAAAUCCAUAUCGGUGUUCAAAGUGCACACAAGACUUUCCUCGAAAGUCAUAUUUAAUAACGCACAUGACCUCUCAUUCUGGAGAAAAACCUUGUUGACUUUUUCAGUCUUAAAAUAUUUUUAAACAUGUUUUAUAAAAUUAUAUUGUAUGCAAUUGAGUGGUAUGGCAAGGCAUCAGUAUACUGCUGUUGUAUUGGUAAUAACAACCACUCUCAAAAUAUUUUGGUUACUAUUUAUAUCGGCUACUGCUAGCCAACACUAAUGGGAAAACUUCUUGCUAACAUUCUUGUUGAAAGUUGCUAGCUAUUAUUCAUCUCACAUGUUAUUUAUUUAUUUAUUAUAUACAAGAAGGUACAUGGGGUUGUGAGUGUGUUGGUGUUCUCACAUUCUGGCAAAGUCACUAAUACACACAGUACUGUACUUUGGGCAGGUUAUGUGAAAUGUCACCUUGAAGCUGCGUGUCUUGAAAAACAGAUGUAAUAAGAAACAGAAACAAAGAGCAGACUGACAGAGGGGAGGGGGGGGGGAGGAUCUAAAUAUGAAUCUGCAUGCAACUAGCUACGUUAAAUUAAUGACUCCAGGUUGAAGCUUGCAGACAGUCACAGCCUCUGGCAGGAAGAAGUAUUUGGGUAAAGAUUCCUUUCCCCUGAUAUGUCUGUUCACCUAGCAGUAAACAGGUACUGGGAGUUAGACAAUUGUUAUGGGCCACAACAGGUAGGUAGGUAUACAUCUUAGGGAAGGUCAGUAAUGGCCUUUCCUCAAUAAGCUUAACAGGCAUCCUAGCCACGACAAUGGAAACAAAACACUGAAGUAGGUAAACACAAAAUGCACCAUUGCCACCAGAAGGGAUGAAUUUCUUCCUCUCAGUAUAUGCUGAUGAUGCAAAAAAUUGUGAGAAAGAAAUAUAAUGAAAGACUGCAAAAAACUACAGGAGGACCUGGACAAAAUGAAAGUAUGGUAUCUCAAGUGGCUACUAGAGUUCAAGUGAAGCAAGUGCAGAGUAAUGAAGCUGGAUACUGGGUAUGGAAGGCCAGACACAUUGGAGAGGAAACUUUCCUUGAAUCUGCCAGUGAUUCAAGACUCGAGGGCAGGUAUUUCACCGAACUUAUCACCAGAAGCACAUAUCAGAUAAAUGCAUACAAAGUUAUACAGAACAGCGGCUAAUAGAACUGCCUUUAGUAUUUGAAGAAAGUGUUUCAAGAUCUUGUAUACUAUUCAUAUCGAGAUGAAUUCUGUAAUAUGCCCUUCUUGUAAGUUACAAGGAAAGACCUAAGGAGAUAAAUCUUAUGUCUCUAAAAGAGAUAAGAAACACAUAAGGGUUCUACCCUUAUUCAUAAUAAGGCUAGACAUUAUAACCACAUACAAAAUGCUCAGGGAAACAGAGUAGAGCAGACAAGGACUGACAAUGAGCCACAGAGACAUUAGAAACAAUUUGUUCAGUUUCAGAAUGCUGAAGAAAUGGAAUGUGCCAAGAAGCGAAGUGGUGGAGAGAAACUCCAUUCACAGCUCUAAAUGUAGAUAUGACAGUCACAUAGGCUCUGAAGCUUAUAUGCUGAUCAGUUAAAGGUCAAGAGGUGGGCUUCAAAGCCAGAGCUUAUCUCUCGCAAGAACAAUUAGGCGAGUACACAAACACAGAGAGCACACAUCAAAUCAACUCAAAUCAAAAGUUUAUUCAGGUAAACGUACAUACAUAAAAGAUGAGUUACAAACAUAAUGGAUUUAUAGAUAGAGCUAGUACAUGUUAUGCCUAAAGCCACUAAUACGCACAGCGUUUCGGGCAAGUAACAAGAGAGUAACGCAGUGUUUGUUAAUCAGAGUCAGGUUACUGUGUCCAGUACUGAAACCUGCUCUAGUUGGAUGCAGUACUUGAUCUUAUUUAAUGGCCAACCCAUAACCAUUGUGUGGACAGUGGCAAAACAACCCAGAGACUCGUGACACGUUCAGGAGCUGGUCCCCAAAAUUGGUCAAUGCAAGUUGUGAUACAGGUGUACUAGUUGUAGGAUGGGUUGAGUUAUAGAAUGGGAUUGCACAGGUUGUUUGUAUGCUCAUUAUACAGCAUGGAGCUCACACCUUUAACUGCAGACUUUGCCCCCUAGGCUGUUUGCAGUGUUUGUAAUUGUCAACGACUGGCAUCUGUGCCUGUGUUCCUGCUUCGUCUAGCCUUCAGGAGCCAAUAAACCCUUUGAAGUUUUCAGAGAGUUUAUGGACUAUCACUAUGAUUCUGCCCCCCCCCUCACUGGGCGAGAGUUUGAAGAGUGUGCCUCACUUUCCAUAUAUUCUUCCAGUGGCCAGUCUUACUGCCUCCACCCCCUCCUUGUUUAGCUCGUUGAUGCCGUGAGGGGGGCUUAGUGGGCGGCUGCCGGAGUGUGAUGCUCCUUGGGGUAGUCCUCUGUCCUUUUGUAGCCUUGUGCUCCUGCUGCU
Procambarus clarkii (red swamp crayfish) is the source of this 3766-nucleotide messenger RNA. NCBI's taxonomy places the organism in Eukaryota, Metazoa, Arthropoda, Malacostraca, Decapoda, Cambaridae. The record is from RefSeq and is a predicted model, not a curated record.